AUGGCUAGCAACUCUUCGGCCCCUACCGGCGCCACUGAUGCAGUCUUGAAGCCAUCCGAGCCCGUGCCUGAGGGUGCGCAAGAGGUGCAGGGCAUCGACUUCAACCAGUAUGCGUCGCGCAGCAUCACCGUCGAGGAGCUGGUGGGCGGCUAUGCCAACAUGGGCUUCCAGGCGACUUCGGUGGGAGAGGCUGUACGCAUCAUCAACGAUAUGCGCGCAUGGAGAGACCCUGAGACCAAGGAGCCCACGACGAUAUUCCUUGGGUACACGUCAAACCUGAUAUCCUCGGGUCUGCGCGAGACGCUGCGGUACCUGGUCCAGCACAAACACGUUUCUGCCAUUGUGACGACGGCAGGCGGCGUCGAAGAGGACUUCAUCAAAUGCCUCGCGCCGACAUACCUCGGCGCUUUCUCCACUCCCGGCGCUGGACUGCGCCAAAAGGGCAUGAACCGCAUCGGCAAUCUCGUCGUGCCUAACAGCAACUACUGCGCGUUCGAGGACUGGGUCGUGCCAAUCCUGGACAAGAUGCUGGAGGAGCAGGAAGCGAGCAAGAAAACGGACGAGCCAUUGUACUGGACGCCUAGCAAGGUCAUCCACCGUCUAGGUAAGGAGAUCAAUGACGAGCGAUCGGUCUACUACUGGGCGUGGAAGAACGACAUCCCCGUCUUCUGCCCAGCGCUGACAGACGGAAGCCUGGGCGACAUGCUGUACUUCCACACAUUCAAGUCAUCACCAGAGCAGCUGCGCGUCGAUAUUGUAGAGGACAUUAGAAGGAUAAACACAAUCGCCGUGAGAGCGAAGAGGACGGGCAUGAUUGUCCUGGGCGGAGGACUGGUGAAGCAUCACAUCGCCAAUGCGAACCUGAUGCGCAACGGAGCCGACAGCGCGGUGUACAUCAACACUGCGCAGGAAUUUGACGGGAGUGAUGCAGGCGCACGGCCAGACGAGGCUGUCAGCUGGGGAAAGAUUAAGCUAGACGGAGAUAGCGUGAAGGUGUACGCAGAGGCGACGGUGGUGUUUCCGCUCAUUGUUGCGGCCACUUUCGCACGGGUCCAAAGGUCGCAAGGGCAAUAA
Alternaria ethzedia is the source of this 1074-nucleotide messenger RNA. It is a transcript of the gene DYS1, whose product is annotated as Deoxyhypusine synthase. The record is from RefSeq and is a predicted model, not a curated record. The transcript has 2 exons. Gene Ontology annotation, biological process: peptidyl-hypusine biosynthetic process. Gene Ontology annotation, cellular component: cytoplasm. Gene Ontology annotation, molecular function: deoxyhypusine synthase activity. Bases 1 to 1074 code for a protein of 357 amino acids. Lineage: Eukaryota; Fungi; Ascomycota; Dothideomycetes; Pleosporales; Pleosporaceae.